AUGGCGCCGUCGCAGCUCAAGCAGCUCAAAGCGUCGCUGCAUGAGAGUGGCGUCCUUGGGCCUCAGAAAUCCAAGAAACAGCGCAAGCUGACCUCCAAAGAUGCGCAGAAGCGGGCACAGCGCAAUGCCGCCCUCGAGGGCAUUCGAGAACGGUUCAAUCCCUUCGAGGUCAAGGCACCUGCCCGAAAAGCGAAGUAUGAAUUUGUCAAUGGGAAAAAUACCAAACCCGCACUUGGUCGCCCCGGCGUCACGCGUGGCUUGGGUGAAGAGCGGCGGCGCGAGACGUUGCUGAAAGAAAUACAAAGCCGCAACAAGGUGGGCGGGCUGCUUGAUCGACGGUUUGGAGAGAAUGACCCUACCAUGACGCCCGAGCAACGGGCGGCCGAGCGCUUUGCACGUCAGAACGAGCGCAAGAUGAAGAAGAGUUCCAUGUUCAACCUUGAGGAUGACAGCGAGGAGGAGAUGACGCUCACGCAUGGUGGACGAUCACUCGACUUCGGGGAUGUUGCCGAGGAUGACUUUGACGAAGAUGAUGUGACAGGCUCGGAUAACGCAGACGGGGAUUUCGACCAUGGUGACAGGCCCCGGAAGAGACUGCGCCUCGCCGAAACCCAAGACGUCGACCCCGAAGAGGAAGACGACGACGACGAUGAAGAUCUACCCCAGAGGAAGAAGACGAAGAACGAGGUGAUGAAAGAGAUUAUUGCAAAGUCAAAAAUGUACAAAGCCGAGCGUCAAGCUGCAAAGGCAGACGACGAUGAUCUCCGAGCGGAACUUGACAAAGGCAUGGCCGAGUUUUACGAAGCUCUUCGAGAGCAGAAGGCGCCAGAGAAAAAAUCUCUACCACCAUCAACUUCGAACGCCGAGCCACACAUGGAUCCUUCUCGGGCUGCAAUGUUGGCAGGUAAGAGCAGGGAAGAGGCGGAAAAAGAGUACGAGUCCAAUCUUCGACAAUUGAAAUUGGAGGCUCGCUCGAAACCGAGUGUACGGACCAAACCUGAUGAAGAGAGAGCUGCGGAGGAGGCUGCAAGACUUGAAGAGCUCGAGCGCAAGAGGGUUCGCAGGAUGAAGGGCGAGGCAGAAAGUUCGGAGGACGAAGACGAAGACGAAGAGGAGCAGGGGCCGGAUGACGAUGACGAUGUCGACGACGCGGAAGCAUUCGGUCUGUCUGCUCCCGAGUUCGACAGUGUCCCGCGGAAAGAGCUUGACGUUGAGGACGAAGACGAAUUCCUUCUUGAUGACGACCUGAUUGCUUCGGACUCAGAGCCCGAGAUGGCAAGUGAACAAGGACCCGAGGAAUCCGAGUCCGACAGCGAGGUUGAGGACGACGGUGAUGACGACUUUAUCAACGGGCUAGUCUUGCCACGAGAGACACAGAGCACACCAAAGACAGUUUUAAAGACUCCAGUCAGCAACAACCUGGCUUACACUUUUCCGUGCCCCCAGACACAUGAAGCAUUCUUGGAGGUGGUUAAGGACUCUGAAAUUUCCGACUUGCCCACGAUCGUGCAGAGAAUACGCGCACUCUACCACAAAGGUCUCGCUGAAGGCAAUCAAGAGAAGCUUGAUGCCUUCGCUGGCGUACUGACCCGGCAUGUUGCGUUUCUCGGGGACACAGACAGCGAUGUUCCGUUUUCGGUUGUUGAGAGCCUUCUUCGACACUUGCAUUCAAUGGCAAAGUCGUCGCCAGAAGCCGUUGGCGCUGCCUUCCGCAGACAUCUCCAAGAGAUUGCUGACGAAAGACCGCUCCAGCUGUCUCCUGGGGAUCUUAUCAUUCUGACGGGUGUAUCGACCAUCUUCCCGACCUCAGAUCAUUUCCACUCGGUAGUCACGCCUGCCACUCUCACCAUUGGACGGUUUCUCGGGCAAAGCUCGAUACAAUCUCUGCGGGAUCUCAGUACAGGAGCUUACUGCUGUUCGCUUGCCCUUCGAUACCAGUGGCUCGCAAAAAGAUAUGUGCCGGAAGUGGUCACUUACAUUACCAAUGCUCUAGCCAUCCUUUCACCGACACCGCUGCCAGAGCAAGACAAAGAUGGCAAUUCGUUGACGGUUCCCAUCAGGUUGCCUACAACACCAUUGCGGGUGAAAUCGACGUCUGAAACAGUGUCAGAGAAGCUAUCAUUCAAAGAUUGCAUCUUGGAUCGAAAUGACGAGAACGGGCCUUCACAAAACGCCACCCUGCUGAGCGUCUUUAUUCGCCUGACAACGCAAGCCGCCUCGCUUUGGAGCCUCAAGUCAUCAUUCCCUGAACUCAUCCAGCCUUUCAUCCAUGUUCUCAGGCACUUGUCGCAUCAGCGCGAAAUGCUCCCGCCACAAAUUCACGCGCUAAACAACAUCAACCUCUCAACCCUAGUCACGCUGCAGUCCGACUCGGUGAAAUCACGCCUCCCCCUUCUCUUACACAACCACCGUCCACUUGCUAUAAAAACUUCUCUGCCUUCAUUCAUCGAGAAUUAUAACCCUGACCGACACUAUGAUCCAGAUCGGCAACGUGCUGAGCUUUCCAAAUUGAAAGCCGAGCAUAAGAAGGAGAGGAAGGGCGCCAUGAGAGAACUGCGGAAGGAUGCCAACUUCAUUGCGAGACAACAGUUGCAGGAGAAGAAGAGAAGAGAUGAAGAAUAUGAAAAGAAAUACAAGAGACUGGUGGCAGAGAUUCAGGGUGAGGAAGGGCACGAGGCAAAGGCUUAUGAGAGAGAGAGGAGGAAGAGAAAGGGCAAAUUCUAG
This is a messenger RNA of Fonsecaea erecta, 2724 nucleotides long. RefSeq lists its product as hypothetical. The coding region runs from base 1 to 2724 and encodes 907 amino acids. Gene Ontology annotation, cellular component: nucleolus; small-subunit processome; Noc4p-Nop14p complex. NCBI's taxonomy places the organism in Eukaryota, Fungi, Ascomycota, Eurotiomycetes, Chaetothyriales, Herpotrichiellaceae. Gene Ontology annotation, biological process: maturation of SSU-rRNA. The record is from RefSeq and is a predicted model, not a curated record. The transcript has a single exon.